Cinclus cinclus is the source of this 4434-nucleotide messenger RNA. RefSeq names its product FERM and PDZ domain containing 1 (gene FRMPD1). Gene Ontology annotation, molecular function: protein binding. The record is from RefSeq and is a predicted model, not a curated record. Gene Ontology annotation, cellular component: cytoskeleton. NCBI's taxonomy places the organism in Eukaryota, Metazoa, Chordata, Aves, Passeriformes, Cinclidae. The transcript is spliced from 16 exons.
AUGCACACAGAAAAAGAAAAGCAACCCCCUUGGCUUCCAGGGACAGAUGUUCCUGCCUUGCUCUGCUGUGGUUUUGUGAGGAAGUGCAGCACUGGUCCAUGUGAAACUUGCUCUUCUUGAAGGAGCAGCGUGUCCGUGAUGGACAGUGCUGGGGACAGCAUGGCCCAGCCCCCCAGCCGGGUCAAGGUGACUGUCACCGUGUACAAGGACCUGGUCCUGCAGCACUACGGCUUUGAGAUCUGCCCGGGCCUUCCCCUGACCAUUGCAUCCGUCACUGCAGGGAGCACGGCCGAGGGCAAGCUGCAGCCGGGCGACCAGCUGCUCGCCAUCAACUCCAGCGCGGUGGACGGCGUGUCUGUGGAGCGGGCAGCCAGCAUCAUCAGGGACGCUGGCGACGAGCUGCUCCUGACCGUCCUGCGCUGCUCGUCCGGUGGCCCCAAAUCAUCGUUCCUCACGGCAGAGAAGAGGGCGAGGCUGAAAACGAACCCCGUCAAAGUGCGGUUUGCGGAGGAGGUGCUGCUGAACGGACACUCGCAGUGCCUGCUGGAUUCUGCUGUGCCACUGGGAAAGGAACAGUGCUCCCUGACCACGUGCAGCCGCUGCACUGCCCGGAGUGUUAUGGGGAGUUCCCUCCUGUUCAUGCCCAAUGUUCUCAAGGUGUACCUGGAGAACGGACAGACAAAGGCAUUCAGGUUUGAGAGGACCACCACUGUGAAGGACAUCGUGCUGACCCUGCAGGAGAAGCUGUCCAUCCACAGCAUCGCCCACUUUGCGCUGGUGCUGGAGGAGCAGUACAACCUGGCCAAGAUCCACCUACUGCAUGAGGAGGAGCUCAUUGCACAGGUGGUCCAGAAAAGAGACUCUCAUGACUACCGCUGCCUCUUCAGAGUGUGCUUUGUGCCCAAGGAUCCCUUGGACCUCCUGCAGGAAGACCCAGUGGCCUUUGAAUAUCUGUACCUGCAGAGCUGCAGUGAUGUGCUCCAGGAGAGGUUUGCUGUGGAGAUGAAGUGCAGUGUGGCGUUACGCCUGGCUGCUCUGCACAUACAGGAGAGGAUCUACGCCUGUGCUCAGCCACAGAAAGUGUCCCUGAAAUACAUUGAGAGGGACUGGGGAAUUGAGAACUUCAUCUCCCCCACCUUGCUUCGAAACAUGCGAGGGAAGGACAUCAAGAAAGCCAUCAGUUACCACCUGAAGAGGAACCAGGUGCUGCUGGACCCUCGGCAGAAGCACACACUCACAGCAGCCCAGGUGCGCCUGAGCUACCUGCAGAUCCUGGGAGAGCUGAAGAUGUACAGUGGGAAGAUCUUCAAUGCCACCAUGAUGCUUCAGGACAGGGAGUCAUACGUGGCACUGCUGGUGGGUGCCAAGCACGGCGUGAGCCAGAUCAUCAACAGCAAGCUCAACAUCAUCACCAGCCUGGCUGAGUUCCCCAGCAUCAGCAGGGUGGAGCUCAGCGAGGAGUCAGAGCGAGUCAGCACCGUCAAGAUCUACCUGCAGGACCUGAAGGUGCUUACUCUGCUGCUGGAAUCAAACAGUGCAAAGGAUCUUGUCUGCCUCAUCGUUGGGUACUACAGACUCUUUGUGGAUGCAAACGUCUCCAUAUUUACCUGGGGAGAGAAAAAACAGCAACUGCACCGUGUCUCAGCUGAAGAAGGGUAUGAAUCCCGAGCCUGCAGCGACUCUGAGGAUUCCUGUGAUUCCUCCUCGGAGCGUCGCAGGGGCAGCCGUGCGGCGUGCGGCGGUGCGGAGGGGCAGGGCGAGCCCGGCAGCCCCGGGGCGAGCGGGGCAGAGCCCCGGGCUGGAAGGGGUGACCCUCGGCACGGCGGUGACAUCGCCACCGACAGCGCGUCUGAGGCGUCCGACUCGGCCAACACCGAGAGCCGGGGCUUCAAGACAAGCGGCUCCAGCGACUCCGUGGAUGCGCUGGAGGAAGAUGAGCUGGAAGCGUGCUCUUCCUCCAGGCCGGGGCUGUUCCACUUCUACACGCCGACCGUUCAGGAGAUGAGCAGCUCGGACAGGAGCUUCGUGCCGGUGUGUGCGGCGGGCAGUCCCGGCGGGGCAGGAGCCGGGGAUUAUUUUUGCUUCCUGCAGGUGCCGCCGGGGACCGGGGGCAGCCCCGCGGGCCCGGGGCUCGGCACCGGCACCGGGCACAGCGACCUCGUCCUGCGGCCACCGCCGGGCUUCGGUGACUCCAGCUCCGAGGAGGAGUUCUACGAUGCUGCGGACAGGCUCAGCCCUCCGGACACGCUGGCAGGCUCUGAUAUGGCAUCCUCGGAGGGUACAGACACUGCUUCCUGCAUCCCCAAGAGGCUGAGGUGCUACAGCUUGGGGGAGAACCCAUCGAUGAGGGAGAAGCACGGGCAGGAGAAGGAUCUGACCUGCACCAAGAGCCUGAGGAAGAGAAGGUCUUUCCUGGAAACUGACUACACCUCACAGGUCAGUUUCCCUGCGGCUCUUCCAGGCUCUCCACAGCGCUGCUGCUCCUGGCUGCCCACUCAGCCCUCUGCAGAGGACACAGGGAAGGACAAGGAGAUGAGGCUUCCUUUGGCCACCCCGGCCCAGAGGGACACUGCUGGUACAGACCCCUGCUCUGAUCUGAUGGACGUGAAGCCUGACACCACGGAGACAAAGCCAGGGAUGGAACAGCUGGUUUCCUCCAUUUUGUACAUUCACCACCCUGGUGACCACUGUGGGGAGGAGGACAGGAGCCUGCAGCCACAACACACCCCUGUGCUGUCCCUGGAGCCCCUAUCCAGAGGGCAGAGUGGGGCUGCCCAGGAAAGCUCCCCAGUGGAGGCAGAUCCAGGAUGUCUGAGUGAGGAGAGCUGUGCACCCACCAGGGGCUGCCAGACCCAGGGGGCACAGGAGGAGGGGGCUGAGCUGGUGGCCACCCAGCACAAGGCCACUGUUCUGCCCUCUGCUGUGGCCACUGCAUGCCCCUCUGCUGCGCUCCUGCCACCAGCUCCUGGUCCCAGCACGGCCCCUGCCCAGGAGCUGGCCCAGGAGGGGCUGCUCCCUGCGAGUGUGGAGCCUUCCCUGGCUCCCUGUCAGAGGAGCAAAGCCGCUGGUCAGAGCUGUGUCAGGGGCGAGGGCCAUCCUGAGGGUCAGAGCUGUGCCCACAGCACCAGCCAGGGAGCCAUGUCCUGGGCCAGGACCCCCCAGGUGCUGCAGGGGGAGACCCUGAGGAAAGUGCACCAAGGGCACAGGGCCUUCCCAGAGGCAGCCCAGCUCCUGGCGGAUUGUGGCAGUGCCCCGGGGGUUCUCACCCGCCUCUCCUGGCUCUCGUUCGGGGUCAGGACAGACCCUGUGCCACACAGCCUGCAGCAGGACAGCGUGGAUGACCCACGUGAGCCUUUGGCCUGUCUGACCACCAGCAGGUGCAUGGGGGCCAGUGCUGUUGGAAGGAAGAUGCCAACAUGCCCGGUAGGAGCAGGCUUUGGCCAGGAGCUGGUUAGCAGCACAGAGCUGGGUGCAGAGCCCACAAGAGAUGCAGGAAGUGUGGUGCAGCAGGAUCCCCAGCUUGCACAGGCUCCAGGGCUGGGGAAGGACUCUAGCCUGGCUCCCUCUGCAGCGAUUUCCAUCUCCUCGGUCCCAGCUCCCUUGGGGAAAGGAGCAGGAGCCUGCAGGGCUGCCAAACGCUCCUUGCGGUGUUUUAAGCCCGAGGAGGGUGAGCAGAGCCCUGCACCCCCUAUCUUAGCACCUCGGGGGUUGGACAGCUGUGGCUGCCAGCUGCCCUACAUCAGCUGCUUCCCCCAGCCCCACAGCCAAGGGGAACGUGAAGCCAGCCCCCCCCAGCUGCCAGGGCCCCUCACCACCCCCCCAGCCAGCAGCUCCCGGCUUCCCAGGACGCCUGGGAGCAGUUUCCCAGUGUCCAUUGCUGGGGAUGUGGCAGGGCAGGACCCCCACAUCCGAGUGCUGGGCCAGCUGAAAGACCAGGCAUGGAUGAGCCCUGCGGAUUUCUCCCACUUCCUGGCCUACACCGUGGAGCUCCAGGAGGUUGUAGGGAAGCUCUGUGGGAACCAGGCAACCCACCUGCAUGACCAGUGUGCAGAGCAGGGUGCCGAGAGCAAGGGUGCCCUGGGCUGGGCUUCCCAGGACCUGCUGUCCAGCUGCCAGGCACUCCUGAGCACAGAGCAGCCCCUCACGGAGGUGCAGUGUGCACUGAGAGCAACAUUUGACCGCCUGGUUCACCUGGCAGUGACCUGCUUCCAGGUGACACACUGCUGGCAGUGCAGGCAGAGACAGCAGGAGCUGGGAGCUGCGCUGGGGGAUGUGGUGGGCACGUACCAGCAGCUGGUGCAGGCUCUGCACCAGCAGCUCCAUGGCCAGGUCUGCCCUGAGCUGGGCACGAAGCUCCUUGUUCGCCAGCACACGGCCCUGGCAGCUGCCAUCUUCUGUCUCCUGCAGCAGUUCAGGGCAUCCCCGUUGCUGUGA